AUGGAGUGGAAUGUAAACAAUGCAUUCAAAACCUACAAAGAGAUGGAACCGAAAGCCAUGAUGGAUAUGGCACUUGUUCCACAAUCUGAUCCUAUUGACAUUGGAUUAGGCUCUUCUGUUAAGGCAAAUUCUGCUCCCCCUAAACGGAAGAAGACCAUGACUUCAGUGUAUCUUAAGUAUUUCGAGACUGCACCGGAUAGCAAAACUCGGAAAUGCAAAUUCUGCGGACAAAGCUAUUCGAUAGCAACAGCUACUGGUAAUCUCGGAAGGCAUCUGAAUAAUCGACAUCCAGGCUAUGAUAAGGCAGUAGAUGUUGUCACCAGCUCGGUACCACAGACACCACCGGUUUUACAAGUUGUUGUAAAACCGUCACAAUCCCAAUCGAAAGCACCGCAACUCGACUAUGAUCAUCUUAACUGGUUAGUUCUCAAAUGGCUCGCUUUAUCGUCACUUCCUCCCUCUACUGUAGACGAAAGAUGGUUGGGAAACUCCUUUAAAUUUCUUAACCCAACCGUCCAACUAUGGCCGGCUGAAAAAUAUAAAGCCGUUCUCCAUGAGAUUUUCAGAAGCAUGCGGGGAGAUGUAAAGACAUCAUUGGAGCAUAUCCAAUCCAAAGUUUCAGUAACCUUGAGUUUCUGGAAUUCAUAUGAAAAUAUUUUUUAUAUGAGCGUAACGGGUCAAUGGAUAGACGGAAAUUGGUCCUCUCAUAGACUGCUGCUCGACAUAUGUCGGAUUCCUUAUCCUUCUGGAGGUUCUGAGAUCUAUAACUCCCUUUUAAAAGUCCUUAAGAUAUAUGCCAUUGAAGACAGGGUUCUGUGUUGUACACAUGACAACAGCCAAAACGCUAUUCAAGCUUGCCACAGCCUCAAGGAGUACUUGGAUGGUCAAAAGGUCUUGCCUUUCUGCUACAUUCCGUGUGCCGCUCAAACUCUGAAUGAUAUUAUAGAUGAGGGAUUAGCAACUAUAAAGCCCAUAAUAUCAAAGAUUAGAGAAUUCACGCAAGAGUUAAACGCGUCCAUUGAUCUAUCAGAUGAUUUCAUUCAGUUGGCAACAGCUUAUCAAGAAGGCAACUGGAAACUUCCGGUCGAUGCUUCAUCUCGUUGGAGUGGCAAUUAUCAGAUGGUCAACAUCUUGUGCAAGGCUGGCAAGUCCUUGGACUCGGUAAUUCGAAAAAACGAGGAUGUUCUAGAGAACAGAAUGAUCUUGAGUUCUGCAGAGAAGAACGCAGUGACUAUUGUCCACAGUUACUUGGAUUUGGAUUCAUUCCACAAGACGACCAACGAUAUGUGCACAAACAAGGAUCUCACAGUCGGUCUAGCUCUGCUCUUUAUGGAUAACAUAUCCGAGAUGAUCACGACUUGCCAGAAAUCAUGCCACAACCCGGACUGGCUAAGAACAUGUGCUGAAAACAUGGCCCUGAAGGCCAGAAGUUACAACACCCAAGUCUGCAACGUAUUCACUUACAUUACAGCCAUUCUUGACCCGCGCAUCAAAACCGAGUACAUUCCAGAGACUAUAAGUCUCGAGAGCUAUAUAGAUGAAGCAAGAACCCAUUUCCUUCGUAACUAUUCUUCUCCUCAUUUCACAUCUUCCAUGACUAGUGGGUACCGUCCUCAGGAUAUAGACGAAGGAGGAGGAGGAAAUAUCUCGUUUGCAGAGGAAAUCGCUAGAAGGAAAAGAAGAGGGAGUAUGAGUAGCAAUGUUGUUGAUGAACUGACUCAAUACUUAUCGGAGUCUAUAGUCCCGAUGCAGACCGAUGUGUUAGAUUGGUGGAAGGUAAACAGCGGAAGAUACCCGCGACUUUCCAACAUGGCUCGGGAUUUCCUCGCGGUUCAGGCGACUUCCGCUGCUCCGGAAGAAAUAUUUUGCGGUAAAGGUGAAGAGAAUGAUAAGCAAAAGUAUUGCAUGCCACAUGAUAGUACACAAUCUGUUCUUUGUAUCAGGUCAUGGAUUGAAGCUGGUAUGAAACUGAAGUUCAAGUCUACUGAGAUCGACUAUGAGCGGCUAAUGGAAUUAGCUGCCACCGUGGCCGCCGAUAAUUCUGCCGGAGGUUUAGACAAGAACCAGCAUAAGUGA
Molecule: messenger RNA, 2076 nt
Organism: Arabis nemorensis
Lineage: Eukaryota; Viridiplantae; Streptophyta; Magnoliopsida; Brassicales; Brassicaceae
Source: the annotation of a GenBank genome assembly